This is a messenger RNA of Columba livia (rock pigeon), 5814 nucleotides long. It is a transcript of the gene AVPR1A, whose product is annotated as arginine vasopressin receptor 1A. The record is from RefSeq and is a predicted model, not a curated record. The transcript is spliced from 2 exons. Gene Ontology annotation, cellular component: plasma membrane. Bases 1755 to 3041 code for a protein of 428 amino acids. Gene Ontology annotation, biological process: regulation of systemic arterial blood pressure by vasopressin; G protein-coupled receptor signaling pathway; positive regulation of vasoconstriction. Lineage: Eukaryota; Metazoa; Chordata; Aves; Columbiformes; Columbidae. Gene Ontology annotation, molecular function: vasopressin receptor activity; peptide binding.
GCACUGUGUGUGUGAGAGAGUAUGAAUGUGAGAACAAUUACAGUUUUUGACUCCACAAAGUUUUAAGUUCUUACCAAUACCUUCAGUGAAGUUCACAACGUAAGAUGGAAUAAGCACUAAGCUGUGAAAUAGUGCACUGAACUGUUCACAAAAAUUAGGUUUUAGAACAAAGAUACCUUUAAAAAAGUAAGUUUACUGGAAAAUUAGGACAGCCACAUUUUUUUGUCCAUAUUCCAGGUUUUGUGGGUUAUUUUGGAGCUUUUUACAGAAAAACUCAUGGCAAUUAUUUGCACAGUUAGAGCAGGUGUCCUCCUGGACUACUACCACUGAUGCCCAAGCAACAGAAGCUCAGUGGCAGGCUGGUGUGGGUGUACGUACCCUCUCACAGGCUAACAAGCCUGAGAAAGACAAAAAGCCUAGGAUAAAGCCUUGCACAAUUCUAGCAUGUUUGGGAGCAUAUCAUCUCCUUGUAUUUCAAGCUGGAAGACUCUUCUGGAGUCAAAACUUUUGCAAACAUCUUUUUAAUAAAAGAAGUAAGAUUCAUUCUUUAAUUCUUCACCCUUUUUCCUUCUCCCUGCAAAACCAGUAGGAAAAAACCCACAUAUUUUUAGCAACUAAAUUUAAAUGAAAUCACUUGUGAGCAGACCCAGAGAUUUUUAUUAAAACCAAAGUAGGAUUGGCAUCUAAUGUAAUAUUUCUUUGUUGUAAUCUUAUGCAUUUAUUGUGAGUGAAGGAAACAGUUUCUAAAUGAGGGGUCAAAUUCAGGUUCUGGUGAAAUCAGAUUCUAAAUCCACGCUCCUGACAGUGGGACCAGAAUUUGCACGGAGUCCACUAUACCAAUAGGAAGAAAACUCUUUAGUUCAAACGUGUUUAAACCAGAGAUUUAAUCAACCCACUGCCACAAACUCCCUAGGAAAGGAGGAGAUUUUGAUUGUACUUACAGAAGCACGAAUUUUAGAACCAUAUGCUAAAAUCUGGAGGAUGUUUGUUGUCCUAGGUGAAAUCCUGAAACCUUUCAAAACAUUAUGUUUAGUGAGUUGCUUUCAAACUCUGUGGUAUUUUUUCUAAGGAUUCACUUUGCUGAGGUUUAUCCCAGUGAGACUGUGAGAUGCCAGAGGCCCAGAUGAGACUCUUGUUAGAUCCAGAGCCGCUCUUCUUAUCCACCAGCCACUUUGCCUUGGAUAGAAGCAGGCUCGGGGGCGAGCAUAUCGAUACUGAAAGACCUCCACCUGCUUUGCGUGGUUAAGGUAACAGUAUUAUUCUCAAUUAAACUUUUAAGUGCUGCUUUAAGAGACCGUGAGGGAGCUCUCCUGGUGCAACGUUUCCUCCAAACCAGCUCUUCCCGCUGCCCCUUGUCCUUUCCCCGAGCCGCCGGGCCCCGCGGAGGCAGGGAAGGGGUGACGGGCCCCGUUCCCCCUCGGAGCAGCACUUUUUCUGGUCGGAGCGGCCCCAGUCCGUCGGCGGGGCGCUCCCCUCCGGGGACGCAGCGGGACGAGCCUCCCUGCGCUGGCGGGGGCGGGCGGGCGCGGACGGGGCGGCGGCGGCCGCCGGGGGAAGGAGGGGGCUGGCGUCAGGCGCUGGGCAGCCACUGGCACGGGAGCUCCCCCCUCGCCUCGCCUCCCGCGGCGGGGGAUAAAGGCACCUGGCCCGGCGCUCUGCGCCGCCGGAACGGGGAGGCGGCGGCGGCGGCCGAGCGGGCGUGCGGAGGUCGGGCCGGGCCGGACCGGGCCGGGCCCCGCCGCGCAGCCCCCUCCAUGCGCCUCGCCGGCGGCGCAGGCUCCUCCCGGGCGGCGCCCUCGCCCGGGAACGGCAGCCGGUGGCGGGAGACGGAGCCCGGCGGCGGCAGCAGCCCCAGCCCCGAGGCGUGGUCGGGGUCGCCCAACGGCAGCCUGGACGGCUGGGACCCUUUCGGGCGGGACGAGGAGCUGGCGAAGCUGGAGAUCGCCGUGCUGGCGGUCACCUUCGCCGUGGCGGUGGUGGGCAACGGCAGCGUGCUGCUGGCCCUGCGGCGCACGCCCCGCAAGGCGUCCCGCAUGCACCUCUUCAUCCGGCACCUCAGCCUCGCCGACCUGGUGGUGGCCUUCUUCCAGGUGCUGCCCCAGCUCUGCUGGGAGGUGACCCACCGCUUCCACGGCCCCGACGGGCUCUGUCGCGUCGUCAAGCACCUGCAGGUCUUCGGCAUGUUCGCGUCGGCGUACAUGCUGGUGGCCAUGACCGCCGACCGCUACAUCGCCGUCUGCCACCCGCUGAAGACGCUGCAGCAGCCCACCAAGCGCUCCUACGGGAUGAUCGCGGCGGCCUGGGCGCUCAGCCUGCUGCUCAGCACCCCGCAGUACUUCAUCUUCUCCCUCAGCGAGGUAGAGCGCGGCUCGCAGGUAUACGACUGCUGGGCGCACUUCAUCAUGCCCUGGGGGCCCCGAGCCUACGUCACCUGGAUCACCGGCGGCAUCUUCGUCGCGCCCGUCCUCAUCCUCGUCACCUGCUACGGCUUCAUCUGCUACCACAUCUGGCGCAACGUCCGAGGCAAGACGCGCCCGGGGGAGGUGGCAGCGGGCGGCGGGCGGCGGGCGGGCGGUGGCGGCCCUCGGCGGGGGCUGCUGCUCGCCCCCUGUGUCAGCAGCGUCAAGACCAUCUCUCGCGCCAAGAUCCGCACCGUCAAGAUGACCUUCGUCAUCGUCUCGGCGUACGUCAUCUGCUGGGCGCCCUUCUUCACCAUCCAGAUGUGGUCCGUCUGGGACCAGCGCUUCCCAUGGGUCGAUUCUGAAAACACCGCGACUACUGUCACGGCUCUGUUGGCCAGUCUGAAUAGUUGCUGUAACCCCUGGAUCUACAUGUUCUUCAGCGGGCACCUCCUGCAAGACUGCAUACGAAGCUUCCCUUGCUGCCAAAAAAUAAAGCAGACGCUGAGUAAAGAAGAUUCGAACAGCAACAGCAGGCGACAGACUUCAUAUACCAACAACAGGAGCCCAACCCACAGCCUGAACACCUGGAGAGAGUCUCCGCACUCCAAAUCCACCAGCUUCAUCCCCAUCCCAACCUGAGACAGGCCCCAGGGCAGGCCGGGCUUGGAGCCCCGUGACAGCGCUUGGGAAGGCCACACACAGCACCUUGUGCUGGGCAAAGGCACCCUUCAUGGCAACAAGGAGUGACUAAGAUGGCUAUGAGACACAACAGGCUGUGUUACUCAGUAAGCUAUUCUGCAGCAUGUAAAUUAUUUUCUGAAAGGUAUUUAGGACUUGGGCAACUGAUCAGGAAGGUGUGACAACAAUAAAGCAAUUAUUUUUCUAAAUAGAAUUUAUUAUUUUAUUUUAUUGUUUCUAAAAUACUUGCUAAGUGCAUUUUUUGCUUGUUGUGCAAAGCAGUGAAAAUAGUGGAGUUGGCAUGUGUUGAGGUAACUCCGCUCUGUAGUGUUAAUGCCUAAAACUUCUUAUGAUUGUCCGAUAAGUCACAGGUAAAGAAGAUAAUAUGAACAAGAUCACAAUUUAGUCUUGAACACAAAAAGAAAAGAGUUGGGAGAAAGUCCUGAAUGUCCAGAUAAGCAAUAUGGUUAGACAGUCUGUGAGUUAUUUAGAAUUUAAUUGAUCAUGCUCCUUUGUUUUGUAAAGGUCUAACAAUUCUCAGUUAAUUAAAUUUAAUGGCAUUUGUGAAGGCAAAUCCUUCAGUGCUGUCAAUGUCUGUAUGUGUAAUGCGGAGUUUCAUUUUUGGGGUGACAUUUUGUCCUCUAUGUUGGUGAAAGUUAUACAGCAUUUUUUGGUGUGUGUUGUUGCAUCUACCUUGAUUUUUUUUUUAAUUAAUUUAAAAAAUGUAUUGUUAAAUAAGUGUGAUAAGCUAUGACUAGCUCAGUGCUUUUACAAACACAUACACCACGAAAGCUCAUCAUCACUAUGAGAACCACUUGCUUAAUGGGUAAGAGUUGCAUCUUUUUUCUUCACUAAGACAGCUAAGAUCGAGCCACACUUGGUUGUCAAGCAAAUAGCCUCAUAAAUUUGGGCAAUGUGACUAUUUGGUAAGAGCUGAAGAAUCAAUAUAUUCCAAGACACACAUUCCAGAAUCAAUCUUACAGGUCCUCUGGGAAUACAUGAAAAUUGUCAGUGUUGUUGGUUUGUUUUUGUUUGUUUGGGUUUUUUUUUUGGCAGAUCAUGACAAUAUAGGCUUUGAAACUGGCAGUAAACUGCAAGUAGAAGUCAUCACACCCCAUGUACUAAUUGUAAAGAAUUCGAGGUGUGCUUGUUUUCACUACAAUGCAUGCCAAGUCCGAUGUAGUUCCUAUAGCUUGUAAAUAAUCCUGUUAGGUCUUUGUGCAGAGUCUGUCUUUUACUGGAGAUGGGGUUUUGAAGCUCCUUGAGUAAGUGGUGCAGUCCUGAGGAUCUCUUUGAGAAAUACAGCUACCUGUCUGCUCCUGAGCUCUCUGGAUCCUGAAAUGCAGGCAUUCCCCUGGCACUGUGCAGGACUUCUGUUGUAGUCUCAGCUGGUUCUCUAGAAAAUGACUGGGACAUGUGCAGGGCUGUGUAACAUGCAUGCUUGUAUUUGCAAACAGGGAGCUCAAAAGCAGGUUUCUCUUUCUCACCAAAACCAGACGAACAAGCUGAUUGCUUUCCUAAUUGCUUGAGGAGAGAAAAAGAUGGGAUCACAACUGUGGCUUUGACUGAGGAUGGUGCUGGCCCCAUGCCUCUUGCAAUACUGGCAGCAGAAAUUAGUGGAACUAGACGCCAGAUGAGACCAUGUUCAACCUGGCGUCCAGUCUGGAGCUUCCAGACAUAUCAGUGACUGUUCCAGGCAAAGAACAGGGAAGAAUAUAGCUCAAAAAAAAUUAGUUUUUGUUAACAUGAAAGAAAAUCUGAGCUCUUCUCCUACAUUUCUUGUUAUAAUUUUCUGCUCUUCAGGAGAGCAAUCUGGCCUGAUGUUUUAUUGUUGUUGUUGUCCACUACACUGGAACCCAAAGGAUAGCAUGGUGAAACAGCUUAUAUUUAACAGACUUUUUGACCACCUUUAGUACACAGAUGUGACUACAGCUGUCACCAGUCAUGGGUGAAGGUUUCAUGAAACUGAAGUCAUAUUUUAGUCAAAAAAAAUGCAUGCCAUGGCACUGGGUGUGUGAGUAUUUGUGGCCAUUGUAUGUACUGCAUAUAUUUUGCAAGUAGGUAAUUCACAGUUACUGAAAUUGCAAGUGUUUCAAAUUAAGUACACUAUCCUUUGUCUAGUUUUCUAUUUGUGUAACUACUUUCUUUGUACAUAAAAUAUAUAUUAAAAAGCAAUUAGCUGUACUAACAGAAUGUUCAUGUUUGCGGAAUUGAAUUAUUUUUCUAUUACACUUUGUAUUCAAACAGAGAAGAUGAUGAGAAAACAAAUGUAGAAUAACAUUGAUUGUAAAACUGAGCUGGAUAAUGACCAAUAUAUAUGAAAAAGUAAAGAGACUUAAAACUACAAUUUUCAGUUUCUUCCAAAUAUGCUACAAAAUCUAGGCUUACACUUGGGACUUGUCAUUAUAAAUGUACUAUGUGAGUGUUCUACAGUUUCUGUAAUUAAAUAAUUGACAACAGUAUUUAACAGUAUUUGAAUUUCAGGCAUUUUUUAUAAAUACCAAAUUUUGCUUUUUCACAUAAUUGUAACAUGAGAAGAUACAGCACAUAUUUUUUUUAUUGUCCAUCAGUAGAGAUACAUUUUGGGUUUUUUUUUGUCUUUUAUUUAACAGCUACUUUGGUUAUUUUGAGGGCACACUAAUGAAAACAGAAGGAAACAAGAAAUUGUGAAGCUACUGCAUGUUUAGAACAUGGAAACUUGCUCUAAUAAACCUAUAUAUUUGUUUGAUGAGAA